Molecule: messenger RNA, 2180 nt
Organism: Dentiscutata erythropus
Lineage: Eukaryota; Fungi; Glomeromycota; Glomeromycetes; Diversisporales; Gigasporaceae
Source: the annotation of a GenBank genome assembly
UAGAGAUGAUACCAGAAAUUAGUAAAAAAGACAAAGCUAAAGAUUCGGUAUACAACGAUAAUAAUAAAAAAAUUCAUGAUGAAGAGGAGGAUUUUAAAAAAAGCUCGGAUGAUUUUAACAUUGAAUUGAUCACAACGGCAAUUAGUACAGACGAUGAUCCAAAUUUGCCAUGUUUAACUUUUCGAUAUUGGGUGUUAAGUACUUUCUUUACGGCACUGGGUGCCGCAGUAUCAGUAUUCUACUUUUUUCGUGCAAAUAACCUAGUUUAUUCAGUAUUCUUUGUGAUACUCGUAUCCUAUAUUGUGGGUAAAUGGAUGGAAAGAAUCUUACCAAAUAAGAAAUUUGGUAUUAAAAAUUGGGAAUUUAAUCUAAAUCCAGGUCCUUUUAACUAUAAGGAACAUGUGUGCAUAACCGUGGCAGCUACUGCUGGUGGUGUUAGCGCGUAUGCUGUGGAUAUUAUCUCAAUCCAAGAAUUAUUUUAUGAUACUAGAGUUAGUUUUUUAGUUGGUUUUAUGUUAUUGAUUAGCACGCAAAUGAUUGGUUACGGGCUCGCCGGAUUUGUUCGAAAAUAUUUGGUUCGUCCAGCCAACAUGAUAUGGCCUCAAUCUCUUGUCUCCGCUACAGUGUUCAACACAUUACACGGCAAUACUUCAGAAACGAACGAUAAAAUUCGAUUUUUUACUAUCGCUUUUGUUUCAAUGUUUACUUGGCAGUUUAUACCAUCAUACAUAUUUCCAUGGUUAGCCAGUGCUGCCAUAUUAUGCCUUAUUGCUCCAAAUAAUAAUAUGAUAAAGACUUUGGGAAGUUCUUAUAAAGGUGCUGGAAUUCUUAAUAUUUCCUUAGACUGGAACGCUAUUGGUCAAGUCUCUCCCCUGUUCACACCAUGGUGGUCUCAAGUAAAUUUUUACAUUGGCAUCGUUUUAGCAAUAUGGUUCAUUGGUCCAUUGCUGUACUUUAAUAAUGUCUUUGAUGCACAAAAAUUUCCUUUCUUAUCAACUUUUUCAUUCGAUAAAGAUGGAAAAAUAUAUAAUCAGACAAGAGUCAUAGAUCCAGUAACUGACGAUCUCAAUGUUGCUGCAUAUGAAAAUUAUAGCCCUGUAUAUAUGUCUGCUUUAUUUGCCGUUGAUUAUGGUUAUUACUUCAUGCAAUUUCCUGCAACCAUUUGUCAUGUGUUACUAUUUCAUGGAAAAGAGGUUUGGAAUCGAUACAAGAAAACUCGUGAAGAGGAGGAGGAGGCUGACAUUCACUGCAAAUUGAUGGAUGUUUAUCCAGAUGUACCAUAUUAUUGGUUUGGCUCUAUUUUCAUUCUCAUGUUAAUAAUCGCAAUUACACUUGGCUAUACAACUGGUGUAAAUUUACCUUGGUGGGGUGUAUUGUUAGCUGUUGCUAUCGCUGUAUUAAUGGUGCUUCCGAUAGGAAUUAUUCAAGCUAUUUCAAAUUGGCAACUUGGUUUGAAUGUUUUGACUGAGUUGGUGUGUGGUUUAAUUCUACCUGGAAAUCCUAUCGCGAACGUAUAUUUUAAAACUUAUGGAUAUAGGUCCUUAGCUCAAUGUUUGUUAUUUGUUCAAGAUUUAAAAUUGGGCCAUUAUAUGAAAAUUCCUCCAAGAAGCAUGUUCACAGCACAAGUAUGGGGUACAAUUGUUGGCGUAAUAGUAAAUUAUUGGACAUUGUAUAUUAUACUCAAUACAAAAAGAUCUUAUAUUGAUGGUACAGAAGUUGAUCCAACCGGCCAAUGGGUUGGUCUUAAUUCACAAAUAUUCAAUACUGCAUCUAUAGUAUGGGGAUUGAUUGGACCGGUUAGGAUUUUUGGGGCUGGCACACUUUAUAACGUACUUCUCUGGGGCUUCCUAAUUGGUGGCUUUUUACCAAUACCAUUUUACUUACUUCAUCGAAUGUUUCCAAAGGCAAAAUUUGAUCUCGUGAAUGUUCCUGUGAUAUUAGUUGGUUUGGCCACUUUUCCCUCAACUUAUCCAAAUUUCAUAAUCACUGGGUUUAUUGCUAGCUUUUUAAGUCAAUAUUAUGCAUUUCGUUAUAAAUAUAAUGGUGCACAAGUCACGACAAUAGUAAUUUUCGUUUUUCUUGGCGGUCUUGCAGGGUUACAAUUUCCAACUUGGUGGGGUUUUGAUCCGUCAACUCAAAGUGAACACUGCUUUCCCAUAAAUAGAACUACUUUUACGUAG